Effrenium voratum is the source of this 1575-nucleotide messenger RNA. The record is from the annotation of a GenBank genome assembly. Lineage: Eukaryota; Dinophyceae; Suessiales; Symbiodiniaceae.
AUGGUAUGCUUUCAUGAUGUUUGGUCCAAAGGGACCCAGAUGUGUUCCGUGGGAUUCCAGAAGAAGCUCUUAGACGGCCAGACAAUCUGUACCCAACUGGCCACUGCCGAGACCAAGAGGCUUGCCCAGGUGCAGGCCAACCGCCAACUUGUCUCGGAAGCCAAGGGGCACCUCGCACCAGUCUCCGGCCAAGAAGGCUUUCUCAGCCUUGCGGGGAGCCACAGCGUCGCCUUCCUCCGAUGGUGCUGGGUCGUUCUGGCAGCAUCCAUUGAAGAAGCCAUCCCACAACUUCCCAACUUUAUACAGAUGGCGGCCAACUCGUCCAACUCAAUCUCCAAAGCGAUCAACGAGUUGGAGGUGGCACUCCAUGUCGCCACUGCUUUUGAGAAGGGCUUGUCUCUUCCAGAUGCCAUCCAGCAGGCCAGCCAAGGCGACGUGCGAUGCCGUGCGAGUGUCCCCGCCAUCGCCAAAUUUGUCCAAAACUUCGGCGGCGGCUCCCAAGGGUUCCCACUGUUGCAUUUCCUUGCCAAUUUUUCCAAACAGUUCAAUGCAACUCUCCUCGUCGGCACGGAGCUUAUGUCCACCCUCGCCACGCUGUCGGGAGAAAACCACUGGCUAUCUCUCCAAGCCAUCUUGACUGCUUACACGAAGGAAAUCCAUGACCCCUCGGGGGCAGAUGCCAGCAGUGCGGACCAGGCCAAGACCCAGACGGACAUGCAGGUCACGGAUGUCUUGGCGGCCAGCCACAAGACCAUAGCCAUGCUCCAAAACCAUCAUAUGGAAUUGGGCAAGUUGUAUACCAACAAGGACCACGGCGCCAAGGUCUUCGAGUUGACCGACAUGACAGACGACCAUGCCACCAUGACUCACAAGCCGCUCUUCCAUGACCAGGAAGAAGUCCACGUGCCUUUGCGGAAGCUGCCAACGUGGAAGGCCACCAAGGCCCUCAUGCCCAUGUUGUGCCCAGAGGAACUUGCCAGGGAAGGCAUGACGGCGAAGAUUCUGUUGGAGGAGCGGGCCAGGUCAGAGGUCCAGCUCGCUCUCCACAAAGCGGCGGAAAGGCACCAUCUGGAUGCACAGACCAUCGCUUUCGGUCAGAACCCCCAAGGGUUGUUGGCGACCAAGGCAAUUCGCAAAACAAUUCGUUUGGUUCCACUGGGCAUGGUGAACAAAGCCAAGCCGACCACGAAGGAGACCAAGCUUCUCAUCGAGCAUGGCGGGCACACCUGGACGAUUGGGCCAUUCCGCCAGAAUCUCCAGUUCGAAGCAGACAGCCCAGCUUGCUUGAUUCCAUUUUUCUGGUGCAAGCCCACCAGCGAGCCCUCCGAGGUCACCAUGGUGUACUCCACGGUCGUCGAGUCUGGGAUUACCAUCCCCUGCUUGGAGAACCCAGCUCCGCUGGAGCCGCGACAGCAGCUGCUGUUCCUGGCCGCCCAUGCUGAGGCUUCCGAAGCAGACCAUGGCGAGGCAUCCGGAGCGGCGGAGCCAUCAGAGGCGACCCCUAAAGCCAAAGCCAAGAACAAGGCCAAGGCCAAAGAGCAGUCGGAGCCUCCGUCCAAGAAGCCCAAGAAGUGA